Molecule: messenger RNA, 669 nt
Organism: Pteropus alecto (black flying fox)
Lineage: Eukaryota; Metazoa; Chordata; Mammalia; Chiroptera; Pteropodidae
Gene: CUNH12orf75
Product: chromosome unknown C12orf75 homolog
Exons: 6
Coding region: 26-217 (63 amino acids)
Source: RefSeq, a predicted model, not a curated record
CGCGGCUUCCCCCGCCAGCGGCGCGAUGGGCUGCGGGAACUCCACCGCCACCAGCGCGGGCGCGGGCCGAGGCCCUACAGGAGCAGCUAAAGAUGUAACAGAAGAAUCGAUAACAGAAGAUGACAAGAGGAGAAACUAUGGGGGAGUAUAUGUUGGUCUCCCAUCUGAAGCUGUCAGUAUGGUAUCCAAUCAAACAAAGACUGUUCGAAAAAAUUAGAAGAAAAUAUUGCGACUCAGUAAUCAAGAGCUUGCUCAUCAAGAUUUAGAAGGAAUUUCGCUCCAUGGAACAUUAUCAUGUUGCACAUAUUUCCAAGGAAAUUCUAAACAGUCACCUACCCCCCUCCCUCCCCCCACCAAUUUUUUUUUUAAGUCUAUAGUUAAAACCAUGGGUGCAUGUUGAAUGACGUGGUCCUAGAAAGGAAUUGGUUAAACAGUACAUUUGUGUGUGGAACUUUCCGUGGUCACCUGUGAUAGACAAGCUCACAAACCACCGCUGCCCAGCCAGCCUGCUCAGGCCUCCAGCAGGAUUUUCGCCCUGGCCAUUCAACACCAUUCAUGAAGAUCAUGUCUUUUCAUUGAUUCCUUUUUUGAUAGUUUUUAUAUAACCAAAUCCUUAUUCUAUUUAUAACUUAAGAUAAUAAGGCGUUAUAAAUGAAUUACCUAAAAUAA